AUUUUGCAUUUGCCGCCAUCGGAAGCUCGUAAUCAUUCCAGUGCAAAAUCGUUUCAUAAAACCACAAAAAUGAUUCGAAUUUCGGCUCUGAACGAGGAAGAAUCGGACGAAGAUAGUAACGGAUUCGAUACCGAGCUAAUCGUCACGAAAGAAGCUGAGGAAACCAUCGCCAUCUCGGAAUAUGUGCGUGCGCUACAGAUGAAAAACGAGAACAAACAGCAAGCUGCGCUGGAACUGCUACUGGAACUGUUGGAUACUCAAGUCAUAAAUGAUGUCUCAUCUACCCAGGCGGACAAUAAAUUGUUCGCGGUUAAGUACAACUGUUAUCGGAACAUUGGACUGAUCUACGAAGAACAGGGUAAAGAACAUCUGGCUAUCGAAUUUCUUAUGAAGGCAAUGGAUCUCGACGAAACGGACGUAUACACCAUGUCCCGUUUGGCACACAUAGCCCUCAAGACGGACCAUCUACAAAUAUCGAAAAUGUACUUCGAAAAGUGUCUUAAACGCAAUCCAAACCAUUGGCCUAGCAUGGAAGGAUUGCUGCGGGUAUUUUGUAGCGCUUCGAACGUGGUGGAAGCCUAUGGAUGGGCUAGUCAAUGUCACCGAAAGGAUAGCCGCAACAAACUGUACGUUGAUGUGCUAAGAGCAAUCCGGAAACGGUUUAAAUCUACCCUACCAUAUCUGGACACCGUAUUCCUCGUGCCACCAUCGUUCGAUUUUACCGAGGAAGAGAAGCAUCGACCACUGGCCCUUGCAAUGGAGACUUUUGAUGAACUGUUCAUGCCGCGUCAGCCAGCGUAUGAUACUUCGGACCUUACCGUAAUGCCGGACACGUUGAAAAAUGUGAUGAAAAUAGAUGAUCUUAGUUUCGAAACGAUCGGCAAUGUGUUGGUACAGCUGAACCAACUCAUGGAGGAGUUAGAUUUGAAAUGCGUAUUCAUGGUGGACACGGAUGAACUGUUCUGUGAGCACCAGAAGGAGAAACCGGAGAAACAGAUGGAAGAAGAUGUCCAGAUGUCACCGGACUCAACGGAAUGUGCCGCAGAUACAUCCACGGCGAAAGAUGACAAUCGAAUGGAAACGGAAGAGGAGGAAACGUGUGGGGAAGAAGUAAGCGAUGGUGCUGCAGCGAAUAAGUGUAAUGAAGAAACUAAUGGCAAUGCUGCUGAUAGUGCUGAUUCUGGAGCUGAUGCUAACGAGCAGGCCAAAAACAAGGCUCGCCGGAGAGGUUCCGAAUUGAAGAUUCUCGAGCAAUGGGGUUGGCAUAAAAAUCGACGAUCGGCGCGUAAGAAGAGCGUACAGGAAGUGAACGAUCCGGUCGAUGCAACGGUGGAUUCGUUCCUCAAGCAAGCGGUUAAACAGCAUCUUUCAGAGAAUACCCGCUUCAAAGAUUCUCCUUUUGCAAUGGAUGAACGUAAAGAGCCACAUGGCGAACAAGUUGACCAAGUACGAACAACCGACUGUUCCGAAGGAUCGGUGCAACCAAUUAUCACACAACUGGAUUUUUGUCGUGAAUGCAAUCUGCAUAACUUUGUCGCUGAAAUGAAGGAAAGCGAUAUUGAUGUGUACGCGCUGAUGUAUGGCUUUCUGGCUCAUGUCUCAAAAUCUUGGGGCGUUGCGAUAAAACCAGAACUGCGCACAUUAUACUUGGCAGUGCAUUCGCACUUCGUGCAGUACACCGAUUACGACUCGUGGAACCAACUGUCAGAGGAACGGCUUGAAGUGAUAUUUCAAAUCACAUUGUUUCAUCUCGAGCUAAAGCUGGAUGCAGGUUUGGCACGGGGCAAUGAACAAACGGAAAGUAUGUUCGAUCGAUUCGAUGAAGAAGUUUUCCAUCGCUGCCGCUUCUAUGUGGACAGUUUACCCAAUCUACAGACAGUUACGGUGUAUCGCAUUCGUUUGCUGUGGAUUGCUUACAUUCUGGACUGUAGCAUGCAAAAGUACGACGAAGCGUUGAACAAUCUUUAUUUGAUUUCAGAGCUUGUGGAAGCCCCGGAUACGGUACGUAUAGAGUUAAGCUUUCCAAAUCAGUGUGCAAACACGAGCAUCAGUGGAAGCUCUGUGCGCGAACUCAUCGGUGAAACGGAACGCAAGUUACGCAUUGAGCGUGUUAAGCGCCACUACGACACUGGUGAACAUGAGCCAGUGGUCGCAAUUUUGAAAGAUACAUUACAGUACUACACAUCCGUAGGAAAUCCUAACGAAUCGAUACUCAGUCUCACAAUACAGACGCAAAUGUUACUGGAAUCGUUGUGGAGCCUGGCCGAAAUGGAGGAAUGUUUUAUAUGGUCGGAAAAAUCCUUCACCUACUCCGUCCAACAGUUCAUGACCGCACCGGUACAGCACGAUAGCCGAAAGUCUCGAAUGUGGGCGAACAAUAUCAACUUUGCGCUGCUCUACAUUGAAUCAAUUAUCAAACAAGAAGGAGUAGCAAUAAUCGAUAUGCUUGGCACAAAUCUAUCAAGAUUCAUUCAGUCGUUACACCGUAUGCUCACACAUCAGCUGGAUCCUAGCGGGGAGAAAAAUUAUACUGCCCAGCUUUGCCUUAUCGAAUGUUGGAGGGCUUGGAUCGUACUGUACUACAUUUUGGAGCGGCAAGAUGAUAUGGAUGGUUUGGUUAAGCUGAACCGUACGCCAGCUAUUGCCGAUCAAAGUGGGGCAUUGGAAGUGGAACCAGAACGUCUAUGCAAUUCGAUUAUGAUGUGCUUCGUUGCACACGAGCUAUUAGGAAAGAAAAAUUGGUGCUCGAAAGGAGACAGCGGCUUACUGUUCCACACUCUCGAUGUCGUUGUGCCGAAGAUACGUUCCCCAAUGUUGGAACCGUUUCGCGAAAUUCUGAAUGAAUAUCUGGAACAGGUGACGUACUGUUUGUACGGAUAUCCACAGAAAAGACCCCGUCUUCGGCACAUACAGGACCACUGUGCCGUACAAGUGUCGCUCACCUGGGAACGAGCCAUUCAACUGUUCGAUCUCUACCGUCCGGACAGUCUGCCCGAGUUUAACUCGUACAAAUUGGAAUCGAUUUCAACCGACAUGGAGGCACUGCUGCAGCGUAUUAUACUGCUCGUUCCGUGUGAAAUCAACAUGAUGAAACUCUCCCGACCCAUCUCUGAGUUUAUCGAUGGCAAGGGCAACAGUUUACCCGAGGCGGCAAACAUACUGCAGAGUGAAGUGAAACCAAUUUUCUAUCUGCUGGCUGAUUUCUACUUUAAAAGUCGCGAUUUUACCCGCGCGAUCAGGUACUACGUGAUGGAUCUGGCACUGGAACCUUCGCGGUUUGACUCGUGGGCAGGAAUAUCACUAUCAAAAGCUAGCAAAGUAGAAACGAAGCUUAAUUCGACCGAAACAAUAGCAUUGCAAGAAUUUCUGGACGAAACUGACAAUGGUAUGAAGUGUUUCGAUCAGUGUCUGCAGCUCAAUGAAGAAGAUUCGCAGCUCUGGAUCGAAUACGGUUCCUUCGCGUACAACAUUCAUUCAUUCUGUUCGCGCAGCUUAAAGCUGCUUAGCGAUACACUGUCGAUGGAAAGCUUCGCUUUGGUCGAAACGCAUAAGGAGCGUUGUCUGGACAUAGCAUUUACGUGCUUCAACAAAGUGAGUCUCAUUAAACUGUGCUACAACAAUGCAGCGGACGACGUGAUCGAUGAGCAGCAGAUACAAUCUAACCAAGAGAACGGUCACAACCAUGAGGACGAAGUUUGGCUCCAUCACUAUAUGCUUGGGAAGAUAGCGGAAAAAAAGAAGGAACAUCCGGCCGUUUAUCUGACCCACUACCUAAAGUCAGCCAAAUAUCUGUACGAAUGCAACGCAACCUAUCCGAUCAAGAUCAAUCACAGCAGUCCCUCGCAGCUCGCGAUCGAGGCGUUGGAAAUAUUCUAUCGUAUUAAUGCGGCGAUUAUCAAGUAUGUGGAGCAGCACUCGCCGAUAAAUAAGAAAACGUCGCGGUUGUUUUUGCGUACGCUAAAGGAAUUAUCCACCAGCCCGUUUGCAGUGAAUCGGGCAAAAAUUAAUGAAAAUAUGCUCAAGCGAAAGAUCUCACCGAAUGGUGGAAACGGCAACGCAGGAGGUACGGUAGAAAUUGAUAUUUCCGUUGGUUCUCCAAAGGUUUCCAAACCUGGCGAUCAAACUGCGACGGAGAGUGUCAUCGUGACACCAUCGGAUGCGGUUGUUACUUUGGAAGAGAACAAAGCACAAGAACAACCAGAAUCGACAGCGACGGUUCCGCUAAACAGCCCUCACCCACCAGAAUCCAAACCGGUGGCGAGUGAAACACAACCGGUCGAUGAUGUAAACGUUCCAUCUCCGGUAUCUGGCUCCAGCCAGAUGCCUGGCCGUGUGCUAGAACAUCUACGGGUGGAGGAAAUUAAGCAGCUAGGUGAUCCUCAGCACCCGUCUGUAAGGCGCGGAUCACAGGAAAGCGCAAUUACGUCCACCACAACAACCACAACGACGACCACCAGCACCUCCUCGUCGAGCAGUGAUUCGUCCGACAGUGAUACGGAUUCGUCUUCCGACUCGGACAGUGACAGUAGCUCAACGGAUGAUGAACUAAUUAAUCAACAACCGAUCAGUUCAGCGCAAAGGGACACCAUAUUUAAGCUGUGCAUCAAGAACCUGGAGGAGUGCAUAACACGCUUCCCGGAACACUACAAAUCGAUGUAUCGUCUCAUACAUCACUUCAUGCAUGCGCCCGGUUCAACAAAGUCCUUCGAAAGCGCGCGUCAACUACUGCUCGGCACGUAUCGUACCACUCUCGGCAAUCAAAUUCCAGGACUGUUCACGGAACGGAAGACGACCAAUUUCUUCAAUGGUUUAUGGAGAAUUCCUGCUUCGGAUAUUGAUCGUCCAGGGAAUUUUGCCUCUCACAUCUCCAAGUGCGUUAUCGUGCUGAUGGAAACGUUGAAAGAAUUUUCCGAGCACGAUAUCCUGCUAGAGUUGGCACUACAGCUACAACGAACUCCGGAACCAGACAAGAAAUAUUUGAACGAUUACGAGCGCAAAGAGCUGGUCCAGCAAGCGAUACUGUUCUGUGUACAGGUGUACCGGAGCAUGUUGAAAAAAUACACCGAUGGGCGCAACGACACCGAGCUGCUUUCGCUGAUGGUCGACAUGUACAAGGCGUAUCGCAAAAUCAUCAAACACAUGCAGGCCAAGGAGCCGAUGUUUGCCACGGUACUGAUCGACGCGUACCGGGUGUUCGUUAGCGACAAGGUACAGAAAUUGCCGGAAAAUGUCAGCUUGCUCGAUUUAGCCGUCAAGUUGUGCACGUACGAGAUGAACUACCGCAAAACGCAGGAAAAGCAGCAACAGGCCAACGGAUCGGCCGGAACCGGAACAGGUGGUUCGGCAGCAACGGGCAAUGGCGGUAAUGGUUCAAAACCGAUGCUAACCAGUGGUGAACUUCCGGCCACGAUGAUCGUUCCGAUGCAACCAAUAUCAGCGAACUUCAUUCCGGGACUGACGAAACAAAAUCGACGAUUGGGUGUAAUGAAGGCGGGCAUCGCGUCUGCAUCAUCAAGCACCAGUACGUCCACGACUGGCACACACGAAACGUCGAUCGUACAACAGCAUGCCUAUCAGGUGCCACAUCCAUUCGCGCAAACCACAAUGAACAGCAUGAUGACGGACCUUUCGUCGCGCGUCACCAUUACGCCAAUUAGGCUCGAUGGUACCUCAUCAGCAAUGAGCGGUGCGAACAGUUCUAAAGUCACCGCGUCCACUCCGAUGUCUUCUUCCACGACCGUACCGAACACAGCAACAAAAUCGUUGCCGUAUUCUUCACCUUCCACGAACGAGCUGCUGUUGCCACUGGCAUCCGGUCCAGCGAUGCCAUUGCCACCGGUUACACCACCAACGCAAAUGUCCACCGGUUCGGUAGCUGGCGGUGCGGUGAUCCCUCCCAGUUUAAUUCAACACUACCUGAAGCUACUCAGCCAAAUUCCAAACAUGCCAAAUAUCGGCAAUAAUCCCAUGAUGACGGCCGCUUUGGCUGAUUAUUUAGCUGCGUUACAAAUGCCAAAACAGAGCGCUGCGCUUUCCCCCAGCACGGAUCGUAGCACUUCCACACCUUCCCCUCUGUCGGGCAUGUCCCUGGGCUUACCGAAAGGCAUGGCUAGUACGAGUGGGAAAGAAUACAACCCAGCCAGCAGCCAGCAACCGACUAACACUCACGUGUCGGGAGGUAAAAAAGCUUCCACAGCAAAAGCACCGCCCAGCAGCACUAUCACUUCCAUGAACGUUGAACAACACCAGCAGCUCGCCACAAUUACACUUACGCCGAUGUCCACACUGACCGGUGCAUCUUUAAUGCCGACCAAGAAAGACUCACGCGUAUCCUCACCAUUCGGUGGCACUUCGCAGCGUGUUUCGUCCCCUUCACCCAUUCUCACCAUUACUCCCUCCGAUGGGCCGAUUCAUGCACGGAACAAAGACCCACCGGGAGGACGCAAAGCGAAGGGUGGUAGAAAGGCGGGCACCACAGGACAGCAGACUCGCCCAGCACCGUACAGCAGACCUUCCAUACCUACGCAUCCACCCACGAUACCACAGCUCGGUGUACCUGGACUAUCGAUCGAGCCCGUGAUGAGUCCGCUCAUGCAGCCCAUGGGUGGUAAAUCUUCCGCCUCAUCCGCUAACACCGGUCGGGUGGAUAAAUCUCUCCCCGUGGGCAUGUUCGAUCCAGCCGUACCGAAGGAUAUGUUAGCGUCCUACAUGGAGCUGCUGCAUAAGUACCCCAACAUGGCACGUUCGCUGUUGAGCAUGAAGGGUGCCGGUGCGUCAACAGCACCGCAAACGGGUGGCAGAAAGCAACAGGCAAAGCAGUCAAACAAAACAUCCACAAUGGCCAUGCAGGCAGCUAUGGGCAAUAUGCCACCAACCGGUGCGGUAGGAGCAAAUCGGUUCGCUUCAAGCGCUACCGGCAUACCAAGAAUUAGUGCGACGAUAACUCCGGUGCCGUCUGGUGGAUAUUCACCCGACAAUUACAACAGGCAAUCGGCGAUGGUUGGUGGUGGUGGAAGCACUAGUUCCUCCUCCACGCUGUCUUUACAUCCGAUGGGUGUCGGAUCCAAUCAGCAACAAGCAAAAACCUUGCAGCAAAAGCUGGCCGAACGCCAGAAAGCGAAUAAGGCACGUGAAACCGAAAGCGCUGGAGGAUCGAAUCAGGGAUCGUCCAGCAGCAAACCGAAACCACCCGAUGAUCCGGUCGAUGUAAUUGUGCUGGAAUGA
Messenger RNA from Anopheles marshallii, 7224 nucleotides. RefSeq lists its product as uncharacterized. The record is from RefSeq and is a predicted model, not a curated record. Gene Ontology annotation, cellular component: nucleus. Lineage: Eukaryota; Metazoa; Arthropoda; Insecta; Diptera; Culicidae. The coding region runs from base 70 to 7224 and encodes 2384 amino acids. Gene Ontology annotation, biological process: chromatin organization. The transcript has 22 exons. Gene Ontology annotation, molecular function: protein binding; nucleosome binding.